GAAGAAGAAACAUAAAGAAAAACAAUAGUAAAGAAGUGGCAAAUGGUAAGAGGCGGAUACGUCUAAGCAUAUUAUCAUCUGACCCAAUUGAAGAUUAACAUCCAAAGAAGACUACAGAAGACCAAAUAGUUAGUUUUUGCCUUUUUAUUUUGUUGGGGGACCUAACCCGACAUUCCCUCUUUCUUUAUUAUUGUUUCUUCGAUUGACCCCUAUCAGAGGCUCUCUACAAUACAACUUCUCCGGCUUUGAUUUAUUCUUUUUUUUUUUUCCUAUAUCCAUCUGUUUAGAGAUCCUUUGUGAAGUUCAAAGAGAAGCUAAUUUUUGGGAUGUGUAUAUACUGAUCAGCAGGAUGUAAGCAGCGAGCACAGUGAGUUUAUAGGAGGGAUUACAAUACCGGAAAAGGACUGGUGGAAACUUGUGAUCCUGCAGAAGUUCUCAAGCACAAAAUGAUUUCAUUGUCUAAGUUCCUAAAAACACCAAAGAAUGGUUCAUCAAAGUGAUCUAGUUAUUAUCGGAGUCUCUGUUGGUCUGGCCCUUGGUAUCUUGAUAGCUUCACUAGUAUUUUUUGGCAUAAGGUGGUACAAGAAUCGUGCUAAUCUGAGACGAUGUGCAAAUGAGCGUAGUCUUACAACUCUCCCCAUACGCACAAAUGGCUUGGGGACAAGCACUGACUUUAGUGCAUCACUUGCACAUUCCAUAAAUAUUCAAGGAUCAGAAAAACCCGAAAAAAGUUCUCCGUUUUUCUGGUGGAAUCAUCACAGUAAAGAUCAGUUUGCAUCUGCAUCAGGGAUACUUAGAUAUUCUUAUAAGGAUAUCCAGAAAGCUACCCAAAAUUUUACAACUAUUUUGGGACAAGGUUCUUUUGGUCCUGUGUAUAAAGCUGGGCUACCUGGUGGAGUAGUAGCUGUAAAAGUGCUUGCUACUAAUUCGAAACAGGGGGAAAAAGAGUUUCAGACGGAGGUGUCUCUGCUGGGAAGGCUGCAUCAUCGGAAUCUUGUAAAUUUAUUAGGAUAUUGUGUUGAUAAAGGACAGCGAAUGUUGAUCUAUGAGUUCAUGAGUAAUGGGAGCCUGGCCAAUCUUCUAUAUAAUGAAGAAGAAAUAGUUUUGGGUUGGGAAGAAAGACUCCAAAUUGCUCUAGAUAUUUCACAUGGAAUUGAAUACCUCCAUGAAGGGGCAGCCCCUCCUGUCAUACAUCGAGAUCUAAAGUCUGCUAAUAUAUUGUUGGACCAAUCAAUGAGAGCAAAGGUUGCUGAUUUUGGACUUUCGAAGGAAGAAUCGUAUGAUGGCCGCAACUCUGGUCUGAAAGGUACAUAUGGAUACAUAGACCCUGUGUACAUAUCCACAAACGAGUUCACCAUGAAGAGUGACAUCUACAGUUUUGGAAUUAUCAUCUUCGAACUCAUUACAGCCAUCCACCCACAGCAAAACCUAAUGGAAUAUAUUAAUCUUGCUGCGAUGAGUUCAGACGGAGUUGAUGAAAUACUAGAUCAGAAACUGGUUGGAGAAUGCAACAUGGAAGAAGUGAGGGAACUAGCUGCCAUUGCUCACAAAUGCUUGCAAAAAUCCCAAAGGAAGCGGCCCUCAAUAGGAGAAGUUUCGCAGGCUAUAUUAAAGAUCAAACAAAGGCAUCUUGCUAAAGAGGACACCAUGUCUUUUGCCAGCCAAGCUUUUUCACGAGCUGUAAGCAGGAUAGAGGAACAGCAGGUGGAGUUGAGCAGCAUGGCAAGCAUAAAAGAAUACAACUGACAGACAAGAAAUCCCUUUGCUUGCAACAAAAUUUUUCCGUUGUUUUUCUUCCUUUUUUUUUUCUCUCCUUAAUCUUCUAAAAACUAAUACCAAAGAUAGAAUGUGAUGCACAAAAUAGGCAAUCAAAAAGUAGUUUAAAGGUCUUCGACUCC
Molecule: messenger RNA, 1898 nt
Organism: Ricinus communis (castor bean)
Lineage: Eukaryota; Viridiplantae; Streptophyta; Magnoliopsida; Malpighiales; Euphorbiaceae
Product: calcium/calmodulin-regulated receptor-like kinase 2
Exons: 9
Coding region: 484-1746 (420 amino acids)
Biological process (GO): protein phosphorylation
Molecular function (GO): ATP binding; protein kinase activity
Source: RefSeq, a predicted model, not a curated record